Molecule: messenger RNA, 2105 nt
Organism: Drosophila yakuba
Lineage: Eukaryota; Metazoa; Arthropoda; Insecta; Diptera; Drosophilidae
Product: testis-expressed protein 10 homolog
Exons: 1
Coding region: 101-2014 (637 amino acids)
Cellular component (GO): MLL1 complex; nucleus
Source: RefSeq, a predicted model, not a curated record
CAUACUUGGUCACACUGUCUACCGGCUGAGUUUGGUGCGCACAUGUUUUGAUUGUUUUCAUUUCGUAAAUCAACCUCCGAUAUUCUUCCGAGCUGGAAAAAUGGGCGGCCACCACAAGAAGAACCUGCGUGCGGAGAAGGCCAAGGUGAAGCUGAAGGGCGCCAAGCUGCCCAAGGGCCUGAACGUGACCAAGACGGACUUUAAGGUGCGCAAAAUUGAGAUUCGUGAGCAGCUCAAGGAAUCCUCCUACUCGGAAACUGGCCAGCGACAGUUUAAUCUGAAGGAGACGCUCUCCCGCCUGAAGCAUCACAGUGUCAAGUUCCGCACUGAUGCACAGCGCAAUGUUCGUGAUUCCCUGAAGUCCGGCAAUGCGGACCAUCUAAUUGGUCAUCUGAACGAGCUGUUUCAAGGAAUUGCAGCCGGCGCUUUGGACAUGGAGAGGUCGGCGCGACAGGAAUCAUUUAAGACCCUUGAUGUCAUGCUGGAGGCCCUGCAGCCGCAGGCAGUGGCGCCCUUCUUCCAUGUCAUUGCCACCUAUUUGCGUUGCGCCAUGACCCACGUGCUGCCCGCCAUCCAGGAGGACUCGCUCCUCAUGCUCGACGUCCUACUGCUGCGAGUACCGCCGGCUUUUCUGGCAGAGCGGAGUGCCAGCACCAUUAUUGGCAACUUCAUCGACAUGAUCUCCCGCGCCCGCCACGACAACGAGCGUUCGAAUCGCACGUUAACAUUGAACCUAAGUCAGGGCAAGCAGACGACUGUGAAGUGGCGCACCAAGGUGCUUAUCCGACUGCAGCAAAUUCUCGGCACUCUGGUCACCUCCAAGACGGCUAAGCCAGCCGCUGCCCGUGUGGUUCACUUCGAGGAGAUGCGUCCGCAGUACUACAAUGUGCUGUGUCCCGUGCGCCACGACAACCGCGAUCUGCAUGCCAUCCUCAAUGAAUCCAAGCUAACUGCGGAAGGCACGCAACUGCAUACGUACGUGCAGCAACUGCUUCCUCUGCUCCAGGACAACUGGAUGGAGGUGCGACCGCAGGAGCAACAACCUUUGCUCAACCAAGAUGCGGCGGCCAGCCUGCAUGUGGUAAUUGGCCUAAUGAGUCUGCUCUGGAACCUAAUUGAGCAGCAUGAGGCGGAACACAGUACCACGGAACUAAGCGAUUGGCUGAGGAAAAACUAUGCCCAGAAGUUUCUGCUUAACUUUUUGGCCAAGGACGGCAGUCGUUUUCCUUACCAACAGAUACCUUUGGCCACCAAGAAGUCAGCUAAGGAAAAGGGAGCCAUCGAUGGCGGAGAACUAUGUAUGCCGCAAAACUUGGGCAUUGUCCGGCUGACCUGUAAGUUCUUUCCGCGUCCCGUCGAAAGACAGACCCAAAUGUUUGCGCAUUUGGUUGACUACAUGCAAGAGAGUUUAAAUCGCCUCAAUACACUGUCACCGGAGCAGCAACUCUCACUGGUGGCUUCUCUGCGUGCGCUGCUCUUCGAAAACGCGAUAUCGCUGCUGAACAUCGUGGCGGAGCCGUUGACCAGCCUGUUGAGCGCAACCAGCGAGGCCUAUGUGGGCCAAAGAUUCACCACACGCGAAGGCGUUGCCACUCGAGUGCUGAACCUUCUCUGCGAGAUUGUGGAGCGUUCGGAUUUAUACACGCGCUUCGGCGGCGAACAGAGAUUCACUUCCUUUUUGAGCUAUCUGCCGCAACUUCUGCUGAAGCCAACCGUGGGUGAGAGUACUUUGCGAGCUAUGGCCACGCUCUGCCGCCAACUGAAUGGUGUCUUCAUGGCCGCGCUAGUCCAGUCUGCUCCUGAGAUAGUCAGUCACUUGAAUAAGCUGCAGAUCACGGGCGAUAUCGAAGGCCAGGACAAGUUUGAGAACCAGAAGCGAGUAGUCAACUUGUACUACUAUGCCAGAGAAUUGGAUAAAGAGGGGAAACUGGAGCGUUCAGUUAAACAGCUGGAGGAGCAGGUGGAGAGCAAACGAAUUGCUGAUUACCUAAAGGCUGUAGUCGGCUACAACUAGUGAUUGCCGUCCGCUAUGCAAACUCACAGUCUUUGUUUAGCUUCUACAAUUAGUUUAAUGUUUACAUUAUAUUCCUCACGCUUAAGACGAA